This is a messenger RNA of Talaromyces rugulosus, 1137 nucleotides long. RefSeq lists its product as uncharacterized. Lineage: Eukaryota; Fungi; Ascomycota; Eurotiomycetes; Eurotiales; Trichocomaceae. The transcript is spliced from 2 exons. The record is from RefSeq and is a predicted model, not a curated record. Bases 1 to 1137 code for a protein of 378 amino acids.
AUGCCUUUCCCAUCAUCUCCGAUUACGAUUGAUGAAGCAGUGGCAUUCUUUCUGCAUAGCUAUGUUCUAAGACACGGCGAAAUUGCCAAUGCACACUUCACUCAUCAGCAGAUGAUAAAUUCUACCAAAUCGAGCGAGGCAGUGUUCUGGGGCGUGGGUGCCGUCGGAAUGGCAUCGCUAGCUAAUAUCAGAAAAUCAAAAGCUUUAAAUCUUAUAGCAACACGAAAAUAUAUAUCUGCUUUAAAACUCACGGCUGCAUCACUCCAGGACACCACGCUAUGCAAGUCCGACGAGACAGUCAUUGCAGUUGUCCUCCUGGGCAUGUUUGAGAUGGCGGAUUGCCUCCGGGUUGGCACCAAAGUUCCAACGCCCAUAGUCGAAUUAUCAAAAGCUGCAGAAAACUUACGGCCUCCAGGAGAAAAAUAUGCAGAUAUACUUGUUGACAUUGUUUCACGACUUACCACACUACGUGCCGAUAUCAAAUCUAGGAGAGUUACCGAUUGGCUGACGAUUCUUGAUAUGGCUGUGGAAAUUGACCAAUCUUUUACUCAAUGGGCAUCUGACGUGCCUGCUCGAUGGCGUUAUACUACAUCAUUCCACCACUCUGAUAAUAAUGUCAUCCUAGGGAAUUUUCCAAAGUGCAUGAACUAUACGUUUUGUGGUCGAUUUGAUAUAUACCCAGACCUUUGGGCAACCAACGUUUGGAACUAUUACCGCGCCACUCGAAUGAUUACUAACUGGAUGAUUCUUGACUUGCUUGCGCAUACACCCACAGAGACAUUUAACUGCUUACCAGAAACAAUAAACACUCUUCGACAAAAAGCCGAGGAAAAUAAAAUACUCCUAGCAGAAGAUAUAUGUGCUAGUGUGGCCUUUUCUUUCGAUCCUGUUGGCUGUCAGUCAAUCGUGUUGGGACAAAGGUUGCCUGACUCGACCUACACUCCUAGUGGCUGUUUGGGGGGUUCACUUUUGAUUUCUCCUAUAGCUGUUGCGGUAUGGAUAUCACGAUCACAACCAUAUCUAAGAAUGUGGAUGCUGUCAUGUCUUGAACACAUUGCACAUGACAUGGGUAUCGGCCGAGCGGGCGCAGUAUUUCGGCUAUUAGAGGAAAAUAAGACAAAUGAUGGUGAUAGCUAG